CCGAUGAAAUAUAAUGUGUGAAUGUGAGUGACAUCAUGACAAGUGUUAGACAGAGAAAGGGAACAAAAAACACCAAUGUUGUACAAGAUUGUCUAUCACAGGAGAAAAACUGGAAACUUAAUGGGAAGAACAUAGCUGGUGCAAAACUGUGGAAGAAGGUUUCACUUGUUUUCGGUGGAACAGUGGGCCUUUCCUUGGGAAUACUCACAUCUGUUUACGUUGCUACGCUCCAUGAAAAUGAUCUGUGGUUUUCAAACAUCAAGGAAGUAGAACGGGAGAUUUCCUUCAGGACAGAAUGCGGUUUGUACUACUCUUAUUACAAACAGAUGCUGGGGGCUCCAUCUAUUCAACAAGGUAUACACAGCUUGAUCUAUGACAAUAAAACAGAAUCCAUGAGGACAGUUAAUAUACUUGGAAGAAUGAAUGUUUAUCAAGAAGUAUUUCUCAGCAUUCUAUAUACAGUGUUUCACAUGAAAAAAUUUUUAGAACCUGUUUAUUUUUACAUCUACACACUGUUUAGCCUUCAAGCCGUAUAUGUCAUUGCCUUAUAUGCGACUAGCUGGCUUCUUAGUGGAACGUGGCUUUCGGGUGUAUUAGCUGCUGUCUGGUAUAUAGUCAACAGAGUAGAUACGACCCGAGUGGAAUUCACCAUCCCACUAAGAGAAAACUGGGCACUGCCGUUCUUUGCUGUUCAACUCACUGCAAUUACUUUCCUCUUGAGACCACAUUUACAAUCUACUCAUGAAAGGUUGACACUUCUAGCAGUGUUUAUUUCAACCUUCCUCUUAAGUUUGACUUGGCAAUUUAAUCAGUUUAUCCUGUUGAUCCAAGCAAUGGCUUUGUUCACGCUCGACUGUCUUGACAUGAUUCCUGAAGGAAAAAUCAUGUGGAUCUAUAUCAUGCAGGUGGGCAGUCUGCUGAUGGUUUACAUCUUACAGUUCUUUAAUUCCAUGAUAGUUGGAUCAUUGCUUGUAAGCUUCAAUAUGUCGGCCUUGUUAGCAAGAAAACUUCAGAAUAACUUGAAAACUGGAGGCUUGUUUAGCAGAGUUGGGAAACUUCUUUUUCAUGUGCUCUUAGUGCUGUGCUUGACAUUCCUUGUGAAUAAUUUUAUUAAGAAAAUUUUAAAUCUGGAAUCAGAUGAGCAUAUAUUUAAAUUUCUGAAAGCAAAAUUUGGAUUUGGAGCAACAAGAGAUUUUGAUGCUAACCUGUACUUGUGCGAAGAAGCUUUUGGUCUUUUGCCUUUUAAUACUUUCACAAGACUUUCAGAUUCACUAGUUUUUUAUGCCUACUUGUUUGUACUUUUGAUAUUGGCCACAACAGCUGCUGUUGUCUCUUUUCAGAACCUCAGUGGUCGUUCCAGCAUCAAAUCAGUGGAUAAACUACCCACGUCCACAACAGUGUUGAAACCUGCCACUGCUUACCACUUGGUACACACUAUUUCAUUUGGGAUCCUGGCUUUAAGCACAAUGAGGAUGAAGUAUCUUUGGACUUCCCACGUAUGUAUGUUUGCAGCUUCUGGCCUGUGCAGUAGUGACAUCUGGGGACUGGUUUUGAAAUGUGUUCAUCUUCACACACCCAAACGGGUAUCUGUGAUUAGAUAUUUAACACCAAUCCUCAUACUGCUGUAUCUUUGUUAUAAGUUCCUGCCUGGAAUAAUGGCAGAGCUGUCAGAGCUGGGAGAAUUCUAUGAUCCCGACACAGUGGAGCUAAUGAACUGGAUUAAGUCCAACACUCCAAAGAAAGCAGUGAUUGCAGGAAGUAUGCAGCUCUUAGCAGGGGUUAAGCUUUGCACUGGAAGAAUUUUAACCAAUCAUCCCCACUAUGAAGAUAAGAGUCUGAGAGAAAGAACAAAACAGGUUUAUCAAGUGUAUGCCAAAAGAUCACCUGAAGAUGUUCACAGGAUCCUCAGAUCUUUUGGCACUGACUUUGUGAUCUUGGAGGACAGCAUUUGUUACGAAAGAAGGCAUAGCAGAGGUUGCCGGUUGCGUGACCUUCUAGAUAUUGCCAACGGCCAUACAAUGGAUGGUCCUGGGGAGAACGAUCCUGAUCUGAAACCUUCACCUUACCCUCGCUUCUGUGAGGAAAUCAAAAGAAACCUGCCCUCGUAUACAAUGUAUUUUACUAAAGUCUUUCACAACAAAACUUUCCAUGUUUACAAACUGGCUCAACAUAAAAAAAUCACAUAGCUUUGCUAUAACAGUAGUAGAAAAUGCUAGUUUAUAAAAAUGACUCUUUUUUUUUUUUUUAAAGUGAAAUCGUUUUACACUGGUUGAAAGUUUAUUUUUUAAUUACUCUGACAGUUCAAGAGAGUUUGCUUUGAUAACAUUUUCCAUGUCCCAAAAUAUAUGUAAGUUAUCAAAGGCUAGUUGACAGAGGCCUCUGGUAUAUACAGAACACAGACUGUGAAAAGCAAAUAUUUCAUAAAUUCUAUCCCAAUAAUAUCCUGCAGUAUUUUUUUUAAAGAUGGGGAAGGGUCCCUCAUGCCACUCCCUGCUCAUCCACAGCCCAUGCACCAAGGAUCUCUGUGGGCCUUCUCUUUCCAUUUACUCUUUAGGGAAUGGUGUUGCAUGGAGUUUGACAUGCUCCUGUGGGUCUUAUAAGUUGGAAUCCUUUUUCAUGUUUUGUGGCUCCCUGUGCUUAUUAAGGACCAAGAAUAGGGCUGGAUUAUUUAGAGGCGAGCUCUUUGAUUUUGCUGGUAUUUAAGCCAAGUAAGCGUACUUUGCAUCACAGAUUGAAACUUCUUUGCUGAGAUCCUGAAGCUCAGAGCUUUGCUGUGAGAACAUGUAAGAUCAGAGUAAAGAAUACUUCGUUGGUGUCAGUGUGCUGGGACCUAAAUAUCAACUGUGUGGUAACCAAGAGCAACCUGAUCCUUUCAUCUCCCCAUCGGCCCACUUUUCUCCGCGAGGUUCAGUCAGGAGGGCGGUAAGAAUCCAUGUUCCUGUGCUGGAAAAGGAGCUCUCAGUUUUAAAGCUCAAAUCGAGCUGAUGCGAAAGCAUGAAAUGGACAGUGUUGUUGCUUUGACUACUUUUGAACAUGAUUGAUAUGUUACUAGAAACAGUUGAUGCAGAGUCACAAGUGUGAGAUGAGCAGCUAUAUAAAUUUAAUAAAAAAAUAGAAUCUUCAAAUGUGGAAAGUGAUCAGGAGGCACACCAUGAGUGACCCACCUGCACCCUCAAGUGCCACAUAUUUUAAUCUACUUUGUCUUAACAAAUUCCUUAUUCUCCUGAUAUCUUUAGCCAUGUUCACAUUUGCAUUCUUCAUGCAGACUCCCAGCUAAACAUAGAAGGAUGGAGGGACAGGACUGCAGGAUGGAUUCCCACCCUUAGCACGUUGAAAGAGUUUUUGUAGAGGGCAACUCAGUUCUCAACUCUCUCCAUUCCUCAGUCUUCAGUAUCGGCUGUAGACUGAUAUGUUUUCAUGCAAGCUCUAGUCUUGUAGGGGGGGUGUUAUUCAACAAUUGGACUCCCAAUCCAGCAAAGAUUUUCAGGGACACCCAAGUGCUCAUGGUCACUGUCUGAACAGCACCCCUCCCCAUUUUCAGUGUCUGUGGUUCUUCAAACUCUCAUUACUACCAGGGUUUCUCAUAUAGCAUUUCAAUUCUAUUAGUAGCAAUUUGCUUUCUUGUCUUCUGUGUUUAACUGCUGAUUUAUCUGUGUGUAGAAUGUUGUAAUUGAAAUUUGGGAGAGUAAUGUAGAACAGGGUUCCUCAACCUCAGCAACUUUAAGAUGGGUUGACUUCAACUCCCAGAAUUCCACAUUCUGGGAGUUGAAGUCCACCCAUCUUAAAGUUGCUGAGGUUGAGGAACCCUGAUGUAGAAUGAUCUAUAUUUCAAGGGGUUAAAGGAGGUGUUGACAUGAAAAUGCCCCCAAACUGCUUUUACCCAAAACAAUGUUCAGUUUCUGUAUGCUGCCCCCACCUCACUUCAAGUGUGUAAUGUCCUAAGGAGGAUAAAUAAUGCCAUGAAGAAUUCUCUUAAAAAGGCCAGGUAUUUGGUUUUUAAUGGAAAAUGUGAUUUCAUGGUUCCAAAAACUCACCCAUAUGCCACCCUACCUUGUCCAGAAUGCACCCUGUGAAUCAUGUGUCUUAUACUGACACAAGUGGAGUUCAUGUUUUUGCACAUUUUGAAGUUUUAUGAAGACCAUCAACUUCAUGCUGCCUUAUUUUUAAGAAAGUCACUGUGACAAUAAUGUUAUUGCUAAUUUUAACAUUGUAUAUGGAACUGGAGAGGAAAGCUUGCUUGGAUGGAGAACUUCUCCACUUUUUGAGUAGCUGCCCAACAGCUUUGGGCCCAACCUCUCUUAGGAGGUCCUCUUAGCACAAACCCCAUUGAAAAGGAUGGGAGGUAGACAAGGAAAUGAUUUCCUAAUUUGAGCACUGUGUGUCUAAAAGUAAUUCCCAGCAGAAUGCAGCUGGUAUUCAUUUCUGCAACAAAAUGUGAUGGUACUCAAGUGCCUCUGGAAAGCCAUCAAAGUAUCAUUAGGGGUAUACUUGGCUGGUUCAAAUAAUUCACAUAAGAAAAUUGUUACAAUUAAUUUCUAGCUACAAGAAACUUAACAGGGCUUUGACUAGUUUCUCCCAAAUUUAAUUAAAUCAAGAUGGGUAAUGAGAUUAAAGUUCCCCAACUGAGUUGUCUUCCGUUUCCCAAUUAUAGGAACGGUUUCCCCUUCGCAAUUGUCCCUGGGUAUAUUACUACAGGGAUAGAUAUGGUUCUGUCAACUGCACACAAAAUAAUUUCACAUUUAGGCACUUCCCGACAGUUCCCACUGCCAGCAAAAAGAGCAGGGUGCCUUUAAGUCAGACCUGGAUCUGGACUGUGUUUUUGUUUUAAGGGGCAAAAGUCCCUGAACAAUUUCUCUUGCUUCCCUUAAUGAGUUUGGAGCCCCCCUGCCAGUUCAGCAUAAUACAAUAAUAAAACAUUUCAGUUAAGUACUAAAACUUUAAUUAAGCCUGUAGGGAUGUAUGCUUGAUCUUGCCAAGAAUUCAGUCUCUAGAUCGGUCAGUGGGAAAGGUGCAAUUUCAUUUAGGGUGAAUUCCUAUAAAGGCUAACUCAGUGAUGCCUGCAUCUCUCCCAGGCUGCCUACACAGGUACAGGUCAGCUUGGUAGGUUUCACACAACACAUUUAACCCCACUUACUAAUAAAUCCAUUUUCUAGCUUCUCAAGAGAGAAUGUCACUUGGAUCAAUAUACGUUAACUUAGCCAGUGCUUCCAAAAGAGAAGAGGGUGAAACAGAGUCCCGGGGGCUUAAAAGCGAUUCACUUCUGCUUUUUAACAUCAGACACCCUGAAUCACCAUACUUGAUAAUUGCAAAGCAAUUUCAGUGCUUUGCCUGAUGUUUGGAGGACAUCCAUGAACACAAGAAACAGGCUUAUGUUUACAGAUGCUGGGAACAGCACCUCUGCUCCUGGAUAUUUAAAAAAAAAAGUAUUCAUUGGUGUUUCUAUUUAUAUUACUUCUGCAAAUAGCAGCAGCAGACUGUCUAACAGGCAACACUAGCGUAUCACAAAAUGAAGAGAUCCAUUUCAGCUGGUGCAAUAGGAAGCAGCAGGUUAGAAAAAGGCAAGAAUUCAUGUACCAAAAGUCUUUUCAAAGUGUUUGCAGGAGGAGGCAAUGCCAGUUAGGCUCUGAUUCAGGCAAGCAAAGAUGAAGAAGCAUGCAUGGGAACAUCUGCUGAAAAGGAAUGGAGGCCAAACAUAUGGACAUACCACUCAGUGGAAAACCUCACUGUAUUUGGUGGAUGCUGGUAAAUGUUUAUUAUGAUGUCAUCAUCUUCCUAGAAUCAUAUUUACUUUCCCCUUUCCCUAUGGGAUACCUUGAAUGCAUAAUGACAGUUGUUCUUAGCUCCAUAUGCCAACUGACAACCAAGACAAAACUCCCUUAAGCUGUUCUCAACUUCUUCCAUUACACAACAGGGGUAACCCAACGGCUUAUUUAUUACAAGGGUCAAAACAUGCUAGGAAGAAGAGCUGGGAAUGGAAGUUGGAUCCAAGUAUUCUUAGCUUCCUCCUGCAAGAAUAACUCAUUGAAUUGGCGAGAUCAGCUAUCUAACAGGCAUUCCUUAUAACACCCAUCUCAAGAUAAUAUUCAAGAACACAAUUCAGUUCUUCUUUACAGAGCAUUUUUUUUACAAAAGCUUCCAAGGGGAGGGCUACAUUUCCAUAGAUGUUCCUACGGCUUUUAUGAAAAAAGAAAAAUUAAUUGUAGACCAAGGUUUCCUGAAGGUGCCCCCCCCCCCCGCAAAUAUCUAAACAUGCCUGAUCUAAGCCUUCUCUGACCCCAUCCCAGCCCAAUUUUUUUUCCCUCGCAUUCAGAAUUGGGGGAUAAAUCAAGCCACCAAAGAAAGAAACACAAAUAGAUAAAUAUGCAUUAUACAGUACAAGAGUUAUAGGCACUAUAGCUACCCCCCCCCCAAAAAAAAUCUUAAUGGUACUGUUCAAGCUUUUGAGUGAUUUGUGAUCUGGCAGUGAAUGGGACAUGUUGAGCAAGUUUUUCUUUUUUAAAAAAAACAAGUAUAGAUCUUUGGGAAGAGAAUCAAAUCUGAAGCAUGACUUUUAAAAUAUUGCCAUCAUUUGCCCUGUUGAAAUAAGGGGUACCUAACCCAGAAAUAUUAUUAAUUGUAUAAAAAGGAUCAGCAACCAGUUGCAUUGUUGGAAAAGGCACAGAUAGGAUUCAUUUGUAACUAAGCAUCCAAAGACUGAAGGUUUAAUGUGAAUUAUUCCUGUUUCCCCAAAAAAAGGCUGUGUCCUGAUUUAGGAAUGAGGCAUCUCUAUGCGUGGUUCUGCAAUUCAACUUUUCCUAUUUAGUACUAUAUUUACAUUUUUCAGGCCUGCCCAAAUAGUGGCCCACCAGAUGAAAUGUCAUCCAUGGAUCAUGCAUUAUGACUAGAUAUUUGACAAGCUUCUUGCACCAGCAGGUACAGUCCUAGAGGAGCGGACUCUACCACAUGGCUGACAAAUCACCUUUAACUUGGGCAGCGCAUAAAUUAUUGCAAGCCUAGUUUUAGAAUGUAUUACUUAGCUGAAAGUUGUAUUUUGGUCUUCCUGUUGUCUGUUGUCUUGUGUGCUCCUCCCACGACCAAAUACGUCAUAAUGUCAUUUAUUUACUUCUAACACCUCGGUUUAAAAAAAAAAUGCGUAAAUCUGCAAACAACUUGCAGUUUAUCUCUAACUGUAAUUAUGCAGAAGUUAUGUCCCAUAUAUGUCAAGUAAAUUUAUUUCCAAGUAUGCAUGCUAUGUAUUUCUGCUUCGCCUCUUGGUGCAAAAGAAAAGGCUGUCUUAACAUGUAUAUGAGAGUUCGCUGUUCCUCUAUGAUGUAAAGGAAGUUGUAAUUCUGUACAGCUAAAAUGUGGCAAGGAAGCCAACACUGGAAAUUGCAUAUCUGGGGAGCCGAUAAGUUCUUUGCUCCUUCUAGUUUUAAAUGUUUUUCUGAUUAACAAUGCAGGCAUUUUGCCAAGCAAGCAUUUUCUAAAACGCUAUUGUAAAAUGCAUGAUAAAUAUUGUCUUGCCAAUAAAAUCCUU
Python bivittatus (Burmese python) is the source of this 7516-nucleotide messenger RNA. The record is from RefSeq and is a predicted model, not a curated record. Lineage: Eukaryota; Metazoa; Chordata; Lepidosauria; Squamata; Pythonidae.